CAGGGGCUGACAAGAUGCAGAGAGCCGUGAUUCUGGUGUGUCUGGUGGUCAUGGGGUUGGCCUGGAUUGGGCAAGCAGUCCCAGUGCUCCCAGACCCUCUUAUUCUCACACAGGAGAACUUUGAUCUGGGCCGGUUCAUGGGCAGGUGGUAUGAGGUAGCUGUGGUGUCUACUUGCCCUCACUUCAUGCAGCGCAAGAGGGGAAACCCUGUCAUUGUCGCACUGGAGCUGCAACAUGUAGACUCUGAAGGAAACUUCACAAUGACGGCCACUAGUUUCAGGAAUGGCACAUGUAAGCAGACGUCCACAAAUUACGCUUUGACCAACACUCCAGGACGAUUCUUCCACCAUGUUGCAAGGUUCGGAGUGGACGUUGAUUCCUUCGUGGUUCACUCCAGCUAUGAUGAGUACGCAAUGAUGCUGAUACUGAGCACAGAGAAAGCAUCAGGAAAUAAAACCAUCAUAGUCAAGCUUUAUAGUCGAACUAUGAGUGUGAGAGCAGCUGUGUUGGAGGACUUCAAAACUCUGGUCAGACAACAUGGAGUGAGUGAUGACACCAUCAUUAUGAAUCAGAAUAAAGGUGAGUGUGUUCCAGGUGAGCAGGUGACAAAGGCCACCACGACUCAGCCUCAGAGUUCUGAUCCCAAGAGGAGGAAAAGAAAUUCGGUGCUACCUAUGGUUCCUGCACAGGAGGAGGACGCUGGUAACGUUUGGCCAGGGUGGACAGAUCAUGUGGAAUAACUGAAGAGGAGAAUCGUCACACAAACCAGACUAUCAUGUUGUCACACUACUAUGCUGAGUGUAAAAAAAAAAAAAAAAAAUUACUCAGUGGAUAAAAUGACCCUGUUUUGUUGGUACUGACUUCUGUAGAUCGGAACAUACUGUAUGAUUACCAUAUGUUACACUAUAACUAUUGUCUUGUAUUUUCAUAUUCAUAAUAUGCUUGAUAUGUCAAAAUCAAUUUAUAAUGGCACCUUGCAAAUAAAAUGAUUCCAUUUUUA
This is a messenger RNA of Epinephelus lanceolatus (giant grouper), 1000 nucleotides long. Its product is annotated as protein AMBP-like. The record is from RefSeq and is a predicted model, not a curated record. Lineage: Eukaryota; Metazoa; Chordata; Actinopteri; Perciformes; Serranidae.